Messenger RNA from Thlaspi arvense, 363 nucleotides. NCBI's taxonomy places the organism in Eukaryota, Viridiplantae, Streptophyta, Magnoliopsida, Brassicales, Brassicaceae. The record is from the annotation of a GenBank genome assembly.
AUGAAGACCUCCAUGAACAUCAUCAUUUUCUUCGCAGUCGUUCUCUCCAUUUCUGCAUUCUCCUCAGCCAAAACGAGCCAUGUGGAAGCUUGCAUAAGAAGAAACCUCGCUCAGUCGCUUUCUCCUUCUCCUUCAAACGAACCCGAAACAACUCAUUUCGAGGUGGCAGAAGAAAUAUGCGGAGACGAGACAAGAAUCGUCAUGUACUUCUUGAAACUGAACGGAAAGUUCCCACAUUACUACGUCAGGGCGUUGUGCAAUAUAUUUGGAGACGACGAAAAGGAUGUGAAGGAAUACGUUAUUAAGAAAUGGUUGAUUCAUUCGGAGAAUCUCAUCAACAGUUUAACGUGUGCUUCUCAUUAA